Molecule: messenger RNA, 2634 nt
Organism: Rubroshorea leprosula
Lineage: Eukaryota; Viridiplantae; Streptophyta; Magnoliopsida; Malvales; Dipterocarpaceae
Source: the annotation of a GenBank genome assembly
AUUGCGCCAAACAAAGAUAUGAGGAUCUUCACAAAGCUCUCUGCACCACUCUGCCUCCUUUUUGUCUUCCUCUGUCUUAAAACUGCCUUCUCAUCCUCUAUACAUGCUUCUUCCUUAUCAACAGCACAUCGUUGCUCUCAUGAGGAGGCUCUUGCUUUGCUGCAAUUCAAGACAUCCUUCUCCAUCAAUUACACUGUCCCAUAUUCAUAUUAUUGGGGGGAAAAUUAUUCUAAGAUUGAGUCAUGGAAGGAAGGUAUAGACUGUUGUUCCUGGGAUGGGGUUAGCUGUGAUAAUGUCACAGGCCAUGUAAUUGCCCUUAAUCUCAGCUGCAGUUUCCUUUAUGGCACCUUUCCUUCCAAUAGCACUCUUUUCUUACUCAGAAACCUGCAGAGCCUCAAUCUUGCCUUGAAUGAUUUUAGGCUUUCCAAGAUUCCAUCGGAAAUCAGUCAGUUUACUAGACUAAAGCAUCUUGAUGUCUCUGAUUCUGGAUUUUCAGGCCAAGUUCCAAGAGAAAUUGCUUACCUCCCCAAGUUAGUUUCUCUCAAUCUCUCUGAUUGGUACGAUUCUUCUGACUUGAUCCUUGAAACAACUACCUUGAGAAAUCUUGUUCAUAACUUGAGUGAGGUGAGAGAACUUGUGCUUAGUGGAGUGAACAUGACAUCUGUUAAUCCCCGUUUCUUCAUGAAUCUCUCUUCUUCAUUGACUACUCUUGAUCUUUUCGAGAGUGUGUUAAGAGGAAACUUUCCAAACAGUAUUUUCCGCUUUCCAAAUCUCAAGAUUUUUUCUUUAAGUGGAUAUUUUGGAGAGCGAAACCUCACUAUUGAUCUUCCAAGUUCCAAUUGGAGCAAUCCUCUCCAAGAUUUGUAUUUAUCUGUCAUGGAUUGCGGAAGGCGAUUGCCAGAGUCUAUAGGAGAUCUAAAGUCAUUACAGUUUCUGAGUCUUCAAUGCAACUUGGAAGGUUCCAUUCCAGCUUCCAUAGGUAACUUAAGGCAACUUACCUAUCUUUCCCUUUCCAAUAAUCAGUUUUCUGGUUACCUCUAUUCUAACAAUCUUAGCGAACAAAUCCCAUCAUCACUUGCAAACCUCACCCAACUUACCUUUCUUGCCCUUUCCAAUAUUCAGUUUUCUGGUCCCAUUCUAGCGUCCAUAGGUAACUUAAGGCAACUUACUAGCUUAGACCUCUAUUCUAACAAUCUUAGCGGACAAAUCCCAUCAUCACUUGCAAAUCUCACACAACUUACCUCUCUUGCCCUUUCAUAUAAUCAGUUUUCUGGUCCCAUUCCAGCUUCCAUAGGUAACUUAAGGCAACUUACUAGCCUAGACCUCAAUUCUAACAAUCUUGGUGGACAAAUCCCAUUAUCACUUGCAAACCUCACCCAACUUAUCGAUCUUGACCUUUCCAAUAAUCAGUUUUCCGGUCCCAUUCCAACUUCCAUAGAGGGCUGUGGAUUACAAAAUCUCAACUUACAUGGAAAUCAAAUGGAUGGGCUAUUACCAAGGUCUUUGGUGAAUUGUAGCAAGUUAGAGGUUCUAGACGUUGGCAACAACAGCAUAGAGGAUACAUUUCCUCAUUGGUUGGAAUCUCUACCAGACCUUCAAGUGCUUGUCUUAAGGUCCAACAAGUUCCACGGUAUUGUGCAGAGCACCAAAGAAAGUCCAUCUUUUCCCAAGUUACGAGUUCUGGACCUCUCCAGCAAUGAUUUUCGUGGCCCUUUGCCUGUUCAGUACAUUGAAAAUUUUAAAGCGAUGAUGGACCCUCAUGGAGAGGAUGGUUCCCCUAAAUACAUGAAGGUGAUGGGAGCCGAUCCUUAUCAAUAUUCACUGGUUGUGACAUGGAAGGGAUUCGACUAUGAGCUGCAGGGAAUCUUGACCGUAUUCAGUUGUAUUCAUCUCUCAAAUAACAUGUUUGACAGAAAAAUUCCAGAUGUUAUUGGAAACCUUAGUUCUCUCAAAGGGCUUAAUCUUUCUCAUAACAACCUUACUGGUAAUAUCCCACCGUCACUAGGGAAUUUGACGAAUCUGGAAUGGUUGGAUCUCUCUUCCAACGGGCUGACAGGGAAAAUUCCUGAUGAAUUGGUAUCUUUGACACAACUCUCUGUACUGAAUCUUUCAAAUAAUCAUCUUGUCGGAUGCAUACCACAGGGCAAUCAGUUCAACACCUUUGGAAAUGGUUCUUAUGAAGGAAACCUUGAACUGUGUGGAAUCCCAUUGUCAAAAUCUUGUGAUGGAAUUGGGACACCGCCGAGCUCCUUCCAAGAAAAAGAUGAGUUGUGGAGAUUUGGCUGGAGAGUUGUUGUGUUAGGCUAUGGAUGUGGAGUUGUUUUUGGACUGCUGAUGGGAUAUCUUGUCUUCCGAACAAGAAAGCCGAAAUGGUUUGUGUCUUUGUUUGAUGGCCGACCAAGUCAAAGUGGAAGGAAGAUGAGGAAAGCCAGAAGACUUGUUCAAAGAAGAAGCUAGUUGCAGAGUUGAUGUUUUAGACCUUCUGAUUUAAUGUUUCCUGAAUAAGUGCUUUUUGGGUUUGAAGUUCCUGUUAUGGCUAGCAUUGGCUUGUCUAAAAUUGUUAGUCUACUCUUGUCUUUAUUAUGCUUUGUAAUUUUGUCUUUCUUUAUUGUAAAAUAUAUUUGAAGUUUCAAG